AUCGAUUUAAUUAAAGAUUCUGAAGAAUGGAAAAUAAUUGAAUAUCACAAAAUCUUUUCUAUUUUCAGCUUAUUAGAAGAAAAUCUGCAAAAAAACGUUAUAGAAGCUUUGGGAAAGAGAAUUUUAAAAGUGCAAGUCGAAUCAAUUGAAUUUCCAAGCAAAAGUAAUCAACAU
Messenger RNA from Racocetra persica, 174 nucleotides. NCBI's taxonomy places the organism in Eukaryota, Fungi, Glomeromycota, Glomeromycetes, Diversisporales, Gigasporaceae. The record is from the annotation of a GenBank genome assembly.